AUGGGGCUGACGCUAAGAGUAGCACUGCUGCUCUGCCCAUGGGUAGUGCAGCUGCUAAUCCAGCACACCCUCGCCAAUGUCAUCGUGGCAGAUGAGGGGAAGAAGGAGCAGGACGAUGUACACAAAAUUAUAAGUGAGUUACGGUUCCUGCAAAAAGUAGAAACCAUAUUGGAGAACAGCAACAUGAGCAUUUCAGAUGUGGAGGCAGAUGUGAAUGCAUACAAUCCCGAUAAGGAUGCGCCGAGGGAAGAGUUGGAAAAGCUCCAACAGCAGCAGGUGGAGCAGCAGCAGGGGGAGGGGGAGCAGGAGCAGCAUGAGAAAGAACCUAGUCACUUACGUAAGAACCCACAAGGACAUGCUGAAAAGAGCGAGUCACCAAUAACAAAAAAAAAAGCGUUACGAUUAAUCGUGAGUGAAAACCAUGCCACAAGUCCCUCCUUCUUUGAGGAGUCUUUACUUCAAGAAGAGGUGAUGAGUUUUAUUCAGAGUAAAGGAAAAUUAUCUAAUUUAAAAAAUUUGAGGUCCAUAAUAAUCGACCUGAAUGAGGACAUGACGGAUGAGGAGUUGGCAGAGUAUAUUAGCAUGUUGGAGAGGAAAGGGGCCCUCAUCGAAUCAGACAAGUUGGUUGGAGCAGACGACAUCAGCGUUGCAUCUAUAAAAGAUGCAGUUAGGCGUGGACAGAAUCGCUUAUUUUUCGACACACGUGAGAGUAACAUGUUGGAGGUGCAGGAUGGCCACCAGGCAUAUAAUGGCAGCGAUAGGACUGGAGACACCCGCACCAACAGCAGCAGCCAUGGUUACUACGACGAUGACGAUAAUGAUGGGUUCCUGUCCGAGGGGUCCAUACACACAGAGGCGUACCUCGGAGGGAAGAGAAAAACGAAGAGCUACAAAUUCAACGACGAGUAUAGGAACCUGCAGUGGGGAUUAGACCUGGCAAGGCUAGAUGAAACACAGGAUCUUAUAAAUGCAAAUCGAGUUAGCGUGACAAAGAUAUGUGUUAUAGACAGUGGAAUAGAUUACAAUCAUCCUGACUUGAGGAACAACAUCGAUUUGAAUCUGAAGGAGUUACAUGGAAGAGGAGGAGUAGACGAUGACAAUAAUGGACUCGUGGAUGAUGUGUAUGGAGCUAACUUUGUAAAUAACAGUGGUGAUCCCAUGGACGAUAAUUAUCACGGAACCCAUGUGUCAGGAAUAAUUUCUGCUGUUGGUAAUAAUGGCAUAGGGAUAGUAGGAGUAGAUGGACACUCUAAGUUAAUUAUAUGUAAGGCACUGGAUCAACAUAAGUUAGGUCGAUUAGGGGAUAUGUUUAAAUGUAUCGAUUAUUGUAUUAGUAGACAGGCACAUAUGAUUAAUGGUAGUUUUUCAUUCGAUGAAUACAGUGGUAUUUUUAAUGCAUCUGUGGAGUAUUUACGCUCCUUGGGAAUUCUUUUUUUCGUUUCAGCAAGUAACUGUGCACAUGAUAAACACAGUAAGCCAGACAUCACCAAAUGUGAUCUUGCAGUUAAUUUUAGGUAUCCUCCUGUAUUGUCCACCUCACAUAAUAACAUCAUUGCUGUUGCAAAUUUGAAGAGAGACUUAGAUCAGACUUAUUCCUUAUCAGCGAAUUCUUUUUAUAGUAACAUUUAUUGCCAGCUAGCUGCCCCUGGAACAAAUAUAUAUUCUACUACCCCCUUGAAUAAUUAUCGAAAAUUGAAUGGCACUUCCAUGGCAUCUCCUCACGUCGCUGCAAUCGCUUCCAUCAUUAGGUCUAUUAACCCUAAUUUGACUUAUCUGCAAAUUGUGGAGAUAUUGAAGAAGGCCAUUGUGAAGCUACCGUCGCUCAAGGAGAAGGUUUCCUGGGGGGGCUACGUGGAUAUCCUGCGGGCCGUCAACCUCGCCAUCGAAUCCAAGGAGGCCCCCUACAUCAAGUCGCAGUCCUGGUUCAGGUGGAAGCAGCGCUCGAGAUGA
Messenger RNA from Plasmodium fragile, 1950 nucleotides. RefSeq lists its product as uncharacterized. The transcript has a single exon. Gene Ontology annotation, biological process: proteolysis. Gene Ontology annotation, molecular function: serine-type endopeptidase activity. NCBI's taxonomy places the organism in Eukaryota, Apicomplexa, Aconoidasida, Haemosporida, Plasmodiidae. The record is from RefSeq and is a predicted model, not a curated record. The coding region runs from base 1 to 1950 and encodes 649 amino acids.